Schistosoma intercalatum is the source of this 1778-nucleotide messenger RNA. Lineage: Eukaryota; Metazoa; Platyhelminthes; Trematoda; Strigeidida; Schistosomatidae. The record is from the annotation of a GenBank genome assembly.
CAUGCAUACUAGCCGCCACGCAUUGUGAUUUUGGUGUUGACGAUGACUGUUAAGUUUUUAGAUAUCGUCAAGCCGUUUUGUGCAAUCCUACCGGAGAUCUCCCGUCCUGAACGGAAGAUUCAGUUUCGAGAACGGGUGUUAUGGACGGGAAUAACUCUAAUGAUAUUUCUGUUUUGUUGCCAAAUACCACUUUUUGGCAUAAUGUCGUCUGAAUCUGCCGACCCUCUCUACUGGCUUCGAGUGAUUUCUGCGUCAAACAAAGGAACACUUAUGGAACUUGGGAUAUCUCCAAUCAUAACAUCUGGUCUAAUUAUGCAGCUUCUUGCUGGGAUACAAGUGCUCUCUGUUGGUGAUGCACCGAAAGACAGAGCUUUAUUUAAUGGAGCUCAGAAAUUAUUCGGUAUGGUUAUAACUGUUGGUCAAGCUUCUGUGUAUGUUAUGUCCGGAAUCUAUGGUGCACCAAGCGAACUAGGUGCAGGAAUUUGUCUGUUGAUAAUCUUCCAGCUAACGUUUGCAGGUCUUUUGGUUUUGAUGUUGGAUGAACUUCUCCAGAAAGGUUAUGGUUUGGGCUCUGGUAUAUCUUUGUUUAUUGCAACUAAUAUUUGUGAAACUAUUGUGUGGAGAGCAAUAAGCCCUACUACGAUUAACACUGGACGAGGUACGGAGUUCGAGGGUGCUAUAAUAUCGCUUUUCCAUCUACUGGCCACUCGUACAGAUAAAGUUCGUGCAUUAAGGGAAGCGUUUUAUCGUCAAAAUCUGCCAAAUCUAAUGAACAUACUUGCAACUAUUCUUGUCUUUGCUGUCGUCAUUUACUUCCAAAGCUUCAGAGUAGAUAUUGCAGUCAAGUCAAUCCGAUAUCGUGGGCAAUCAACUUCAUAUCCAAUCAAACUUUUCUACACCAGUAAUGCCCCGAUCAUGCUUCAAAGUGCACUUGUCUCUAAUCUUUAUGUAAUGUCACAAAUGUUAGCUAGCAAGUUUCGGGGUAACUUCAUUAUCAAUCUUUUGGGUGUUUGGUCGGAUGGUGAAGGUGGUUCUCGAUCUGUACCUAUCGGAGGAUUGUGUUACUACAUGACACCUCCAGAUUCCUUAGGAGAUAUGCUAGUGGACCCCAUACACGGCAUUUUGUAUAUUGCUUUCAUGCUUGGAAGCUGUGCGUUUUUCAGUAAAAUAUGGAUCGAUGUCUCAAAUUCCAGUGCUAAAGAUGUAGUUAAACAGCUCAAAGAACAACAAACUGUCGUUCCAGGACAUCGGGAGAAUUCAAUGGUGCAUGAGUUGAAUCGUUACAUUCCAACAGCAGCCGCACUUGGUGGUCUAUGUAUCGGCGCUCUUUCAGUAUUGGCAGACUUCCUAGGUGCUAUUGGAAGCGGAACAGGUAUUCUCAUGGCUGUCACAACAAUCUACCAAUACUAUGAAGUAUUUGUUCGAGAGCAAAGUGAGAUGGGUGGUUCUAUGAGCUCUUUGUGGUUAUAAGGAAAUAUCACAAGUCUUUCUUAUGUAUUCAAAUCUGUUUUCGUUAUGUGUUCCAGUCUGCUACAUGUAAAAUGAUUGAGUGGUUAAAGACAUUGUAUACUAAAAGGCUUUAAAAAGUCAACAUAUUUUGAUUGUAUAUUUUAGCAUUUCUUUAAACCAGUAGUUAUUGGUCAUCAUUCACAUAAUAAUAAAUGUUUGGUUUUUUCUGUGCAGUAUUUAUGUCCUAAUAUCACUCCAACAUGUACAUUUUGAUCAUUACCUACUGCUUUGCACCUUUAAUUUGUGAUCAUUAAACGUUUCAUGCUUUC